Sphaeramia orbicularis (orbiculate cardinalfish) is the source of this 4993-nucleotide messenger RNA. RefSeq names its product salt-inducible kinase 1 (gene sik1). Lineage: Eukaryota; Metazoa; Chordata; Actinopteri; Kurtiformes; Apogonidae. The record is from RefSeq and is a predicted model, not a curated record. Gene Ontology annotation, molecular function: tau-protein kinase activity; ATP binding. Gene Ontology annotation, cellular component: cytoplasm. Gene Ontology annotation, biological process: intracellular signal transduction; microtubule cytoskeleton organization; protein phosphorylation. The transcript is spliced from 14 exons. Bases 302 to 2740 code for a protein of 812 amino acids.
GGAGGAGGAGUUCCCUCUGUGAGCACCGAAGCCCUCUGCUCUGCAUUCCGGCGGAGCGCCCAGACACGCACCGGUCCCGGGCCGAAAGACUUGUUGAGAAUAAGAAAGUAAAACUGGAAGAAAAAGUUACUCGGCGCGUGGUUUUUGCUCUUUUCUGCUCGUUGAGGUGUUGAAACGUCGCCGUGGUUGUGGAAUGGUUUACGUUUCUCAUGAGAGCUGUCUGAACUGUGAGAGACGGAGGUUUAUGUCCGCUUUUUGAGGUCUUAGCUUUAAAUUACCCUCAUUGCAACUCCAGACGACCAUGGUGAUCAUGUCAGAGAACAGCCGGGGGGCUCAGUCCAACCCUGCCCAGGGAAGGCCCCUUCAGGUCGGCUUCUAUGAAAUCAUCCGCACCCUGGGGAAAGGAAAUUUUGCAGUGGUGAAACUGGCGAAACAUAAGGUCACCAAAACACAGGUGGCCAUAAAGAUAAUUGAUAAGACCAGACUGAACCCGUCCAACCUGGAAAAAAUUUACAGGGAGGUGCAGAUUAUGAAGUUGCUGAACCACCCCCAUAUCAUCAAACUCUACCAGGUCAUGGAGACUAAAGACAUGCUCUACAUAGUAACCGAGUAUGCAAAGAAUGGAGAGAUGUUUGACCACCUGACCUCGAACGGCCGUAUGAGUGAAGAUGAGGCACGGAAAAAGUUCUGGCAGAUUCUGACAGCGGUGGAUUACUGCCAUCGACACCACAUCGUUCAUCGUGACCUUAAAACUGAGAACCUUCUGCUGGAUGCCAACAUGAACAUCAAACUAGCUGACUUUGGAUUCGGAAACUUCUACAAUGCAGGGGAGCCUCUGUCUACGUGGUGUGGGAGCCCACCUUACGCUGCUCCUGAAGUAUUUGAAGGGAAAGAGUAUGAGGGGCCACAGUUAGACAUUUGGAGCCUUGGUGUGGUGCUUUAUGUUCUUGUAUGUGGCUCUCUUCCAUUUGAUGGUCCCAGCCUUCCUGCUCUCCGACAGAGAGUCACCGAGGGACGUUUCAGAAUUCCUUUCUUCAUGUCCCAAGACUGUGAAAACCUGAUCCGCAAGAUGUUGGUGGUGGAUCCAGCCAAAAGGAUCACUGUGGCCCAGAUCAAGCAGCACCGUUGGAUGUUGGCAGAUCCAACAGCUGCCCACCAGACCCUCAGUCACUCCCUGACAGAGUACAACUCAAACCUGGGGGACUAUAGUGAACCUGUGCUGGGCAUCAUGAAUACGCUGGGUAUUGACCGCCAGAGGACUAUUGAGUCUUUGCAGAGCAGCAGCUACAAUCACUUUUCUGCAAUCUACUACCUAUUGCUGGAGAGAGUCCGUGAGCAUCGCGCCCAACAGCUCAGCCGCCAGUGUGGAAACUGGAGCCAGAGACCUAGGAGCACCUCUGACUCCUCUAGCCCUGAGGUGAUCAUGGAAUCCACAGACAGCUUCAGGACAACUGCAUUUUCAAUCCCAGCCAAAACCAACCCUCCUGUGUAUCCUGAGAUGGAGUGUGAUCAAGGUGGAUUGUUUCAGCGUGUGGUGUUUCCAGUGGAGGCCAGCCUGAACAGACUGCUGUGGAACCGUUCCAUUUCACCCAACAGCCUGCUGGAGACAAGCAUAAGUGAAGAGGUGCGACCAAGGGACCUGGAGGAGGAAGAAGCAACACAGUGUCUUGGACCCUUGCUCCCUCCCACAACCACCUCCCGCAGACACACACUGGCAGAGGUGUCAGCCCGUUUCCACCAGUGCAACCCUCCAUGUAUUGUGGUCAGUCCCUCAGAUGGUGCCUCUUCUGACAGCUGUCUGAAGUCCUCAUCCAGUCACACCCCAGCUUUGCAGGCUGCAGCAGGUGAUAUGACAACCCUUUUGACCUCUGGGGCUGAAAGUGGAGCCUUGUUGCCUGCCGGAGCUCCUCUCGCUCUCUCGUCCCACCUCCUCCCUCAGACCCAGGGAAGCCUACCUGCCAGCUUUCAGGAGGGUCGCAGAGCUUCUGACACUUCCCUUACACAAGGCCUCAAAGCCUUCCGUCAGCAGCUGAGGAAAAACACACGCACUAAAGGGCUUCUGGGAUUAAACAAGAUCAAGGGUCUGACGAGGCAGGUGGUUCCUCCGCCCUCUUGUAACCGCGGCAGCCGUGGGUCAUUGGGUCCAGCUCUCUCAGAGCACCGCAGCAUGCUAGAGGAGGUGCUACACCAGCAGCGAAUGCUACAGAUUCAGCAUCAGCCCCAGCCUCAGAUCCAAUCUGCACAGACCGGUCCAACCCAGAACCCCCUCCUCUUUCUGGCCCAGCAGCAGUCCUCCUCCCCUCCACCUUCAAAUGUAUUUGCAUCUUCCCCCAUGUUUGACGCCCCCGCCUCCUCCGUCCUACAGAGCCAAGCCCAGCACUCCCUGUCACCUCAACAAGCUUCAGUGGGUCUGCAGCACGGCGCCUGGACACAAGCCCUCGAGACUUCCUCAGCCAGCUGCUCCUCAUCUUCCUCAUCUGGUUACUCCUGUUCUCUGUCCCCUGUGGCUUCUGCUGCUUACCUUCUGGAGGCGCGUCUGCACAUCAGCCAGCAGCCCCACCCUCCCAUCCACACCACCCUCCAACAGCAGCCUCAUGCUACUGCACAAGGCACCUUCCCUGUCCGGUCCAAACCAGGGAUGUGGAGCAUUGGCUCGGCUUCCAGCACAAAUCCUGACAUGCAGGAGUUAAGUCUGGCAGGACAGCAACAGCAGCUGAGUAGCUGUGUGAUGGUGAAAUAAAACAUCAAGAUCAGUGAUUCCAAAAGUAAUGGCGAACUAAGAGCAAGCAGCAAAUUGUACACUUCACUGCAAAAUGUGGGGUACAUGUGAGAUUUUGUGCACAUACAUGUGCAUGAUGUGUUAAUAUCAUAUAAGCUAAAGACUAAAGCAAUAACCAAACUCUGGAGGGCGCAGUAAAUCUGCAUCAGAUGGCCAGAGAAGCAAUAACAGACUGAAAAGAUUCUCAUCCAGCUCCCUGAUGCUACCGGAGAAUGAAAUGAGAGCUGACAACCGAUAUAGUUAUGUCUCACAUGUUUUGAUGCUGUCUAACUUAUCGUUUUUUGUAUUGUUUCAAAAGAGGAAGACUUUAUCUUCCUCUUUCUUUUUUAGUCACUUUUUUUUUGCGUUUAUGGUGUCAUUUCCUGUUCUCCCUUUUUUGACAGAACUGGACACAAGACCAAAAUUAUUCUCUUUUUCCAUAUUAUUUCUUUACUUUUUUCUCCCUUUUUCGCCUUUCUAAAGAGACAUUACUCUGUAGCAGUGCAAUGAACAUGCAGUAUAGUGCCCUAAGCUUAUGUACACACAUUCACUGAAGGAGUUGAUAUUGUACUGAAACUGUGAUUCUUUUCUGUGCAAAAUGAUAGCUACGCAAAUGCUGCUUUUACCUCAAGCUGCAAGAAGACUCCUCAUCAGCCAAAACUGAAGGAAAGUAGUAUCCGACUUAUUGAGCAGAAGCACAAAAGGUACAUCAGUCAGCUCAGUAGCACCUUUAUGUGGAUACAUCAAUCCAUAUUCCCUUUUUUAAGCAAAUACCUUCCUGUUAGACAUUUUUCUACCUCCUCAGGCAACAAGACCAGAAUUUGGAUAGAGCAAAACCUAUAAAAACUACUAACAUACAUAUUGUCUGGAGGAAGACAGUUUUCAUUAGGACAGAACAAAGACUGGGAGCAGUGCAAUAUUUCACAUUGAAAUACAAAGGAAACACAAAGCUGAGGAUCUACAUAGGGUGGUUAUAAUUUAUGUUAAUAUUUGCCUGAGGCUUUUUUGUUAUUACUUCCAUUUGUCUGUUUUGCUGGGUUAGUUAGCUGACUAGAACAGGUACUGGUUAUAUAAGAAAAUAAAAUGACACUGUAGAAACUGAGGAGAAAGGCAUUUCAAAAUGCUGUCUUUUCACACAGCAUGCUUGUAGUUGUUUAGCUACAAGAAUUUGGGUUUUACCAAAGAAUGAACAUCACAGGAGAUGGCAGAUCUAUCACAGAUACACUACUGAUUUUUCGCAAUGCUGUCUUUAGAUGUAGCAAUGUGGUGGUUUGCUAGCAUUUUCACAUGAUCUCUUAAGCUUUUGCUGUGAGAAAACUCCUGCUGCCACCAAAUCCUAAUGCUACAUAUGUCGUAACAGUUUUAGUUAAUACUAUCAGGACCAUGAUGGUAUUCAUUUUUGUACUUUUCUAGAAAAAUGAAAAAAGAACAAUGAAAAGAGUCAGAACAUAGCAAUACCAUAAUGUGUUGGAAGUUGAACAGUGGGUAGAAAUAGGUAAAAUUUCCUGCAAAGAACUGAUGUGUAUGUUCAGUCAGUUCACAGAAUAUAUUAGAAAACUGCAAGAAAUAAGUAAUACUGUAAGCAUAGUUAGUUUUCUCGUACCUGUGAAACACCCAGUGGUUAUAGAGCAGCAGUGUUUUUCCAAACCCAGUUCUGUGUUGGAAACAUGCAGUGUUUAUAUUUCUAUCCACCAAAAUUUUAGUUGAUUGCACUCACUACCAACACUUGUGCCUUUGUCUGAACAAAAAUGCGAGCUGAGGUCGACAUCUCUGACUCCUACGCUGAAGUAAGAAUGAGAGAAAGAUGAAUGGCUCUGCCUGUGGCCCCUUUUGAUAUCUUUGACUUUUCAACUUGCUCUGUAAACAAAAGCAAGAAUUGCACUUUACCCAUAUUUCUAAUUACUGAUUUUGUUUGUUUCUCAUGUUGAAAAGAAACUUCACAAAACUAUUGAAACACUAAGGCUCUUGAUGCAAAUCUGUAAGAUGACCCUUUUGAUAUACUUUAUAAUAAGAAGUAUUUCAUGUUUUUUUUUUCUGAUUUGUUACUUGACUGUGUGAGUAUAUGCAUGUCAGUGCGUUUGUCUGUAUGUGUGUGCGAGUGUGUGUGUGUGUGUGUGUGUGUGUGUGUGUGUAUGGAGGGAUCACAGAAACAGAAAGGAAACACAGCUGUUGGUUUGUGAAAGAUUGUUUAUUUAUGUGGCUAUUUAUUUAAAUAAAGUUCACUUCCUAAAAUUU